Molecule: messenger RNA, 3935 nt
Organism: Ahaetulla prasina
Lineage: Eukaryota; Metazoa; Chordata; Lepidosauria; Squamata; Colubridae
Gene: FZD3
Product: frizzled class receptor 3
Exons: 7
Coding region: 425-2425 (666 amino acids)
Biological process (GO): canonical Wnt signaling pathway; non-canonical Wnt signaling pathway
Cellular component (GO): plasma membrane
Molecular function (GO): Wnt receptor activity; Wnt-protein binding
Source: RefSeq, a predicted model, not a curated record
GACUCGUGAGGGGGCGGGGCAGAGUGUGAGGAGAAAAGGCGCGGCAGCGGCGGCCGUUGAGGAAGUUGUUCGCCGGCAUAUUGUACUCGAUGGACCUGGAGCGGCGGAGGCACCUGAAGGAGGAGGAAAAGGAGCCGGAGGCAGAUUAUUAAUAGAAGAAAAAAGGCUGUCAACAUGGAGUCUGUCUGGGAAUGCGGUUAGUCAAUAAGUUAUGAUGAUACAGUACAACUUGCACGGUGGUAUGGAAGAAAAAAACAAGACAAAGUAUCUUAGUGUUUUGGAAAUAAAAGUAUUCUACUGGACUAUGCUAAAACCUAUUAGUGUCAAGGGUUAUUCAGUCUCUGAAGAACUUUAAGAUAAAAAGUUGAAAUAUCCAGCAAUGUCUGAUAAAUAAUUUGGAAACCCUCAUGACUGUUGCAGAAGAAUGGCUGUAAUUUGGAUGAUCCAUUAUCUUUGGCUUUUGGCAGUGCUAGCAAGAUGCAGCGGUGGCCACAGCCUAUUCUCAUGUGAGCCCAUAAUCCUGAGGAUGUGCCAAGAUCUUCCGUACAAUACCACAUUUAUGCCUAACCUUUUGAAUCAUUAUGAUCAACAAACAGCAGCUCUAGCAAUGGAACCAUUUCAUCCUAUGGUAAACCUUGAUUGUUCCCGAGACUUUCGACCAUUCCUAUGUGCUCUCUAUGCUCCUGUUUGCAUGGAAUAUGGUAGAGUCACCCUCCCAUGUCGCAGAAUUUGUCAACGAGCAUAUAAUGAAUGUUCAAAGCUCAUGGAGAUGUUUGGUGUGUCUUGGCCUGAAGACAUGGAAUGCAACAGGUUCCCAGACUGUGAUGAGCCUUACCCUCGCCCCAUUGACCUCAAUGUAGCUGGGGAACCAACAGAAAAGGCAACAGUGGAAGUGCAAAGAGACUAUGGUUUUUGGUGCCCUCGAGAACUGAAAAUAGACCCCGAUCUGGGCUACACAUUCCUGCGGGUACGGGACUGCUCCCCUCCUUGUCCAAAUAUGUACUUUAGACAAGAAGAACUUUCUUUCGCACGGUACUUCAUUGGUGUGAUCUCCAUUGUCUGCCUUUCCGCUACCUUGUUCACUUUCUUGACUUUCCUGAUUGAUGUCACAAGAUUUCGCUAUCCAGAAAGACCCAUAAUCUUCUAUGCUGUUUGUUACAUGAUGGUGUCCCUCAUUUUCUUCAUUGGCUUUUUGCUAGAGGACCGGGUUGCCUGCAAUGCUUCUGGCCCUGCCACUUACAAGGCUUCCACAGUGACACAGGGCUCUCACAAUAAAGCAUGCACCAUGCUUUUCAUGGUGCUGUAUUUCUUUACCAUGGCUGGGAGCGUUUGGUGGGUGAUUCUUACCAUCACUUGGUUUUUGGCAGCUGUCCCAAAAUGGGGUAGUGAAGCCAUUGAGAAGAAAGCCCUCCUCUUCCAUGCUAGUGCAUGGGGCAUCCCUGGAACCCUUACCAUCAUUCUCCUAGCUAUGAAUAAAAUAGAAGGUGAUAACAUCAGUGGCGUGUGUUUUGUUGGCCUUUAUGAUGUAGAUGCCUUGAGAUACUUUGUUCUUGCUCCUCUCUGCCUGUAUGUGGUGGUUGGAGUUUCUUUGCUACUUGCUGGCAUCAUUUCUUUAAAUCGGGUUCGUAUUGAAAUUCCCUUAGAGAAGGAAAACCAGGACAAGUUGGUGAAAUUUAUGAUUCGGAUUGGCGUCUUCAGUGUACUGUAUCUUGUGCCACUCUUGGUUGUCAUUGGCUGCUAUUUCUAUGAACAAGCUUACCGAAGUGUGUGGGAGACAACAUGGAUUCAAGAAAGGUGCAAGGAAUAUCACAUACCCUGCCCUUAUCAGGUUACCCAGAUGAGUCGACCGGACUUGAUCCUCUUCCUUAUGAAAUAUCUGAUGGCCCUCAUAGUGGGAAUCCCAUCAGUCUUUUGGGUUGGAAGUAAAAAGACUUGCUUUGAAUGGGCCAGCUUUUUUCAUGGGCGCAGGAAAAAAGAGGUUGUUAAUGAGAGCCGGCAAGUACUUCAGGAACCCGACUUUGCUCAGUCUCUCUUGAGAGAUCCAAAUACACCCAUAAUUCGCAAAUCCAGAGGGACUUCCACCCAAGGGACUUCUACUCAUGCCUCCUCUACACAAUUGGCUAUGAUGGAUGACCAGCGAAGCAAAGCAGGCAGUGUGCAUAGCAAAGUCAGUAGCUACCAUGGCAGCUUGCAUAGGUCACGAGAUGGCAGAUAUACCCCCUGCAGUUACCGUGGAAUUGAAGAUCGACUACCUCAUGGCAGUAUGUCCCGAUUGACUGACCACUCCAGGCAUAGCAGUUCCCAUCGGCUCAAUGAUCAGUCACGUCACAGUAGCACCAGAGACCUCAGUGGAAAUCCAGUAACUCACAUAACUCAUGGCACCAGCAUGAACCGAGUUAUUGAAGAGGAUGGGACCAGCGCUUGAUCUGCACUUCUUUUCCCAUCUCACACUUAUUUUUAAAUGAACGGCAUCCAUUUCAUAUCAAAAUAAUAUAUCAGCUUUUACUCCUCUUAUCAGCCAGAAUGGCACCCAUUUCGGUCAGUACCUUUUCCCUGUAGCUCAAGAUUUCUUAGGAAGACUGCCUCUAAGCAAGUCUGUAGUUGAUCAAGUCUACAAGUUAACUGUGGGUGCAUUUAAGAUUGGCUACUAUAUUUAUUUGUUGAUGUUUUCCCCGUAUUUUCUAAAAAAUCCCCAUGCAUCUAUAAGUGACAGACUAUGAAGGCUCUAUGAAAAUUUCCCAAAGUAGAAGACUAGGUUUGCUUUUUUGUGGAGGGAGAGAUCUGUUUUGCUUUUUUCCAUUCUAAUAAAAUAAUAAACUAGUUACGUUAUUCUCCCGAGACACAGAAUGUAGGCUGCAUAUUAAAAACUGUAUAGAGAUUAUUAGUGAAUGCACUGGAAAAAAAGGAACAAAAGGAAAAAAAAUAGCAAAAGUCUUAAUAUUGUUGGCUCUUAAUUUAACUUCUGGUUUUGAUGGAGAGGGAGGGACAUUUAGUGUAAAGUUUCUUGUAUUGUUUGUGUUUUGGUAGAAAAUAUUCCAAUUUACUACUAGUUUUCAAAGAAAAGCAAAGUGGAAUUGGUUCUUAAUUAUCAAACUCAACACCUUCAAAAUUCUCAUUGAAUAGGAGAGAAAUAGGAAUAGGAGAGAAAUUGAUUUCUUAAUAUAGCAACUAAUGUAGCCUUUAGGAAUAUUACAAAAAUUCCCCCAUGCUUCAGUUCUUUCAGCAUCAGUGCCUUGAACGUUUCAUUCUAUAUCUACCCUGUUGCCCCGAAAAUAAGACCUCCCCGAUAAUAAGCCCAGUUGGGCUUUUGAGCGCAUGCGCUAAAAUAAGCCUCCCCCCAAAAAAUAAGACCUCCCCGAAAAUAUUUAAACACAGAGCUAGAAAUCAGAUAAGACGGCAAGAGGAUCCCCAUCUUGCUCCAUGCACCCCAAAAUAAUAAGACCUCCCUGAAAAUAAGACCAAGCGCUUAUUUCAGGGUUCAAAAAAAUAUAAGACAGGAUUUUAUUUUUGGGGAAACACAGUAUUCUAGGACAUUUUGGGAGGAAAGAGUUAAUGAAAAAUUUCAAAGAAUCGUGAGAUUUUUUUUGAGAAAUGAAGGGCAAGAAGAUCCAUAAAAUAAUAAGUACUUUGAAUAAUCUGUUAUUCUGUUUAUGAAGAAUAUUUGCUCAGCCCUGCAGAAAGCCAUUGAGGAGAAAAUGUUGAAUUCAAUCAUCUUGAGUCCCAAACUCAAGAUACGCAUAUGGAAACCAGACGAACAAAUGCAGCCAAACCAUUCAAUGUACAUAUUGUAAGAAGCUUUUUGAAUUCAACUGCCCAAUUGCAAAGUACUAGCUUUCAGCUUAUUAUUUCAAAGUUCUUUGAUAUUUAGGGACCACUUCAAGAUUAACAGCAGUGAGACUAUAAUUCCAGAAUAGGGAUUUUUCUCAUUUGAAGAU